AUGGCGUUCAACCUUCGUCCGAGUUCGAGGGACCCCUCACCGCAAUCUCAUAUGCGGGACCAGCAGUACAGCGUCUCGCCGGUCUCACCGAAUCUCUCCCGGCGCACAUCGGAGACACGACUGGGGCCGACUGAUGCGGAGAGGCCGUCAUCGGAAAGCCGCAUCAAGCGCGCCGGCGGCGCUGAGGCCCAAGUUGCUGAAGUCAAUGACCCGCUAGUCUCUGUUCAUGGGCAGAAUCAGACAAGAUCGUACAAGCCCGUUGCCACGGAUGACCAGGCUCAUGGCAACAUCUCAGGUCGCAAAAUCUACAAUGCGACGGCGCCCACCAUCUUCGCCGACCUUGCCGUCGUUGUCUUGCCGUUGGCCGUCAUCGUCUUCAUUGUACUAGUAUGGCGCCUCGAUGGCUCGCAAGUUGAAGAUGAUCUCUCAGCCUGGGAAAACGCAAUCACCGUGCUUGCUACGGCGUUCCCUAUUCUUUUUGCAUCAGUCAUUGGACGUUUGAUGUCAGAGGCUGCUCGAUGGAAGCUUGAGAAGGGAGGGACCAUGGGGUUCCUCGAGCAGCUCAUGGGCAGCAGGACCGUUGGCUCAACUGUCAUCACCCUCUUCCAACUCCGAACACUGAAUUUCGUCGCUAUUGGACUGUUCCUUGUCUGGGCGUGUUCACCCCUAGGCGCACAAGCCUUUCUGCGCAUGAUGGAUACGAGUCUCGUCCCUAACCCGAGUCCCGUGGACAUAGCCUAUUUCGACACACAAGCGCCCCUCGCAGAUGGGGUAUCGUCAGGACAGGGUAGCAGCGUCGUCGACAGUCUGAACAGACCGAAGCUUGCGAGUCUGGCAACACUGUACACGAUCCUCGUAGGAACACCGAAGGCGAACAAAAUUGACGCCAUGGACCUAUGGGGGAAUGUGAGAAUCCCUUACUUAAGUGCAGAUGCAGACAGUACGUGGAGGAGCAUCUCGAGCAACUCUGAAGAGGUGGAAUACUCGUCGCUGGCCGGUGUUCCAGUUCAUUAUGCUGGAACUGGAAACGCGACUUUCUCUCUGGAGUCGAGUUACAUCCACCUCGUGUGCCCAAACGCUACCAAGUUCCCCGCUUCGGAUAUUUCCAAGGGCACUGCAAACAGGACAGCCAAGGCCAACGUGACGACCGAUUAUAUGACUGAGGAGUACCCUAAUGGAACAUGGCGAGGAUACAACUACCAACAAGGGUCCAGAGGCUACAGUCAGUGGCCAAAAGUCUGA
Colletotrichum gloeosporioides is the source of this 1242-nucleotide messenger RNA. RefSeq lists its product as uncharacterized. The record is from RefSeq and is a predicted model, not a curated record. The transcript is spliced from 2 exons. NCBI's taxonomy places the organism in Eukaryota, Fungi, Ascomycota, Sordariomycetes, Glomerellales, Glomerellaceae. The coding region runs from base 1 to 1242 and encodes 413 amino acids.